Molecule: messenger RNA, 390 nt
Organism: Ceratosolen solmsi marchali
Lineage: Eukaryota; Metazoa; Arthropoda; Insecta; Hymenoptera; Agaonidae
Product: G patch domain-containing protein 4
Exons: 3
Coding region: 166-390 (74 amino acids)
Cellular component (GO): nucleolus
Molecular function (GO): nucleic acid binding
Source: RefSeq, a predicted model, not a curated record
UUUAAGUUUAUGUUUUUGCCUUACAAAAUGAUCAGUUGAUAAUAUCAUAAACAUAUCGAAAAUCAUAAUCAUUGUAAAAUAAAAAAUUACCGUAUUAGAAUUCCGUAUUUCUAUACCAUCGAACACUGUUUUUAGAAAGUAAAAUUAGUUAUAUGUGCGAAAGUUAUGACUGAAUUUGGAAAGACCCAACUAUUCAAAUAUGGCUGGACUGAAGGCAAAGGACUUGGUAAAAAUGAGAAUGGUAUUACCAAAGCUUUAAAAUCAAAGUUAAAAUUAAAUACGUUUGGUUUUGGAUACAGCAAUACAGAAUUUCAAAGGUGGAAUUUUAAAAACAGUUUUUAUAUUAUGAUAAAUCCCAAAAAUCUAUUUGGCAUAAGAAAAAUAUGGUAA